Messenger RNA from Saccostrea cuccullata (small rock oyster), 3167 nucleotides. RefSeq names its product receptor-type tyrosine-protein phosphatase mu-like. Gene Ontology annotation, molecular function: protein tyrosine phosphatase activity. Gene Ontology annotation, biological process: protein dephosphorylation. The record is from RefSeq and is a predicted model, not a curated record. The transcript is spliced from 23 exons. Lineage: Eukaryota; Metazoa; Mollusca; Bivalvia; Ostreida; Ostreidae. Bases 167 to 3007 code for a protein of 946 amino acids.
UCCUAUUUUGCAUUAUAUAAUGGACUUAUGAAUACUAUUCGUUAUAUUCAUAUAUUUCAUGUCUGAACGCCUUUUCCUGCUGAUCGACUACACACUACUGGAAAAAGAAAUAGAUCUUCCUUAUUCGUGUUCAUUAAUACAGUUGUUUACUUAAAGAACUGGGGAUAUGUUUAUUUUGUGUCUGGCUUUGCUGAUCUCUGAAAUUCAGGGAUAUGAAAACAUGGCAUUUAAAAGACCAGCAGAACAAAAUUCAACUUACUACACAACUAACAUGAAUACAAGUGCUACCGAAGCAGUUGAUGGGAACACAGACCAAAGAUUUAAGGGAAACAGCUGUGCACGAACGAAUGCGGCAAGUGUUGUAUGGUGGAGAGUUGAUCUACUGAGUAUCAGAAGUAUUUACAGCAUUAAAGUGUUCUAUCGAAAUGACAGUGAUGAUUACGUUGAAUUACGACAGAAAAACCAUGCAGGAUUUUCGCUGUAUAUUUCAAACACCACUGACCAUAAAGAGGGAUUCCUUUGUUAUAAAAAUAACGAUACAUUACCCCCACUUCUCUCUGAACAUCAGUGUAUCCAACAUGGCCGUUACGUUACAUAUUACAACGAGAGGGGAACUGACGUUAUUGUUCCUCCAGGAUCAAGACAAAGUACUAUAAUAGCUGAUCUCUGUGAAGUGCAGGUGUUUGGCUGUAUUAACAACGGUGUAUAUGGGAAAGAAUGCAACAUUCCUUGUCCAGUCAACUGUCAGGAAAGAAAUUGUCACAUACUAACUGGAAAUUGUCUAGGAUGUAUUGAUGGAUGGCAAGGACCACAAUGUAGCCAAGAAUGUCGUCAAGGAUAUUAUGGUAAAAGUUGCUCUGUCCCUUGCAGUAAGCUUUGUAAGACGAACAAUUGUGAUCACGUGACUGGAGAAUGUAACUGUCAGCCUGGGUGGGCAGGAACAAAUUGUUCUUUGAACGUAACUGGUAACCCAAACUAUACUGAUACAAACAACGCAAUUGAGUUUGAAAAGCUCCCCACUACUAAUGGUCAGAUCGGAGGAAUCAUUGGUGUCUGUGUGGUAGUGGUUGUCGUCAUCCUUAUCCUCACCAUCUUCAUCAUACGAAAGAAAUUGCUCGCCACAAAGGAUGGUGUUCAUGUAAGUCCUGCGGGAGUCUUAUUUUCUGCCCUACGAUCCAAACCAUUGGAUGAUGAUGAUGAAAUGACAGAGCCUGAAACAUUUGUCUAUAACAAUGCUGGGGCAAAUGAUGAAAGCGAGGAAGGACAUACGAAAUUCUACGAAAAUCUACCUGUCUCUGACAUUUUCAAAAGAAUACAGAUGAUGUCAGAGGAUGAAAAUCUGGCAUUCAAAAAGGAGUAUAUGAAUUUGCCUAAAGGAGAACUUUUUCCUUGCAACGAAGCUAAAAAGCAAGAAAAUAUACCAAGAAACCGUUAUAAAACUACCUUUCCAUAUGAUCACUCUCGAGUCGUUCUCCAGUACAGUUCACCGAAAGAGUCAAAUUACAUCAAUGCCAGCUACCUAGAGAAUGUUGACGGAGAAAAGAUUUACAUAGCAACACAAGGUCCUAAGCCUACAACUGUUCCUGAUUUCUGGAGAAUGGUUUGGCAGGAAAACACAGCAAAGAUUGUUAACCUCACUAACCUAAUUGAAGGUCAUAAAAUUAAAUGCGACAAAUAUUGGCCAGACAGAGGUCAUCCUCUCAAAAAGGGAGAAUUUAAGAUCCAAAAUCUUGAGGAAAAAAUAUACGCAAAUUACGUUAUAAGAAAAUUGAAAGUGACUUCAAAAUUGAACAACGAAAUACGAGUAUUGUACAUGUUCCACUACACUCAGUGGCCUGAUCAUGAUGUUCCGGAAGCUCUGAACUUGAUGCUUUUUCAUCGUCACGUGAUGCGGACGUCACAAUCGCAGACUAAGGCUCCAAUCAUAGUUCACUGCAGUGCCGGGAUAGGAAGAACUGGAACUUUUAUUGCACUUGAUGCCCUGUAUCGUCAUGGCAUGAAGUCUGGCAAGGUCAAUAUUCCAGAAUACGUCAAAACAAUGAGAAAAGACAGAAUGGGUAUGAUUCAAAGCCAUGAACAAUACAAAACAGUAUAUGAAGCCUUACACGAAGCUUUCAGAGCGAAGGGCAACUUAGUUUAUGGUGAUACAUUUGCGGAAAAAUUUUGCGACAUGAAAAAUGACGCAGCGAAAUCUACGGCUCAACUUAUAACAGAAUUCAAGUUAUUGAAGGCCAUAAAGCCCGUAUACAAGGACAUCGAUUACAGGACAGCUAAAGAGAAUUUGGACAAGAAUUUCACACAGGAUGCUUUGCCAGUGGACAAAUAUCUUUUUCACCUUUCCUACAUCAAAGGACAAAGCAGUUACUAUAACGCUGUUUUACUACAGUCAUACACCAAACCAGAUGGCCUAAUGAGCGCGCAGUUUCCCGUUGAUGGUUCAGCUGAAUCCCUUUUCAGACUACUGAAAGAUUUUGAGGCAUCAAUUCUUGUAGCACUGUCUCCGCUUACGGAUAUUGAUUCUGUUUAUACAAACCCAUUCUUACCACAAGCACAAUCGUCAACAAACGUCGGAUCCUUCACAAUAACACAAAAAUCUUCAUCAAAAUCAAAUGGAAUUUCAAAAUUCAAUUUGGAGGUUAAGAAGAAGGGUUCUAAAGAUAUGCAUUUUGAGGUUUUUGAGUGUUUAACCUGGCAAGCUACAGAAUGGACGUCGGAUCCACGAAAUAUGCUUGAUUUAGUAAAGGAAGUAAAAAUGUCUCAGUAUGCUCUACCCAAUACUUCCAUUGUUGUUUUAUCAAGUGAUGGGGCAACGAGAACUGGGGUUUUCUGUACCGUGUUCAAUGCAAUAGAGGAGCUUACUUAUGAUAGAGAGGUCGAUAUCUUCACCAUAGCUCGACAGCUUCAGAUUCGCCGACCAGAAUUUCUCCCUGACUUUAUGGAAUAUAAAUUCUGUUACGAAGUAAUUCAUGAGUACCUCAAGAACGACAUGGUUUAUUCCAACUGCUAAGGAAGAAAAUUCCAUUUUAAAUACAUUUCUCUUUCAUUAUUGUAUACUCAUGGUUUUUACUGCACUACUUUGAAAAGAGAGACAGACUGCAGACAUUUGAAUAUAAUCAAGAGAAAUUUGUUCUCCAUCCACAUGAUUAUCCUAACUCUGUAAAUUGCAU